This is a messenger RNA of Esox lucius (northern pike), 3638 nucleotides long. RefSeq names its product zona pellucida sperm-binding protein 4. Gene Ontology annotation, biological process: prevention of polyspermy; binding of sperm to zona pellucida. The record is from RefSeq and is a predicted model, not a curated record. Gene Ontology annotation, cellular component: egg coat. NCBI's taxonomy places the organism in Eukaryota, Metazoa, Chordata, Actinopteri, Esociformes, Esocidae. Gene Ontology annotation, molecular function: structural constituent of egg coat; acrosin binding. Bases 137 to 2344 code for a protein of 735 amino acids. The transcript is spliced from 14 exons.
AAUCCCUGACAAUAAAACGUGUAGCUUGCUACACAGCCAAUGUUUCGAUCUUGGGUUCAGGCUAUAUAGCCUACCGAAAAAACAUUCGACUGGACUGAGAUACCGUCUUUAACAUUCGGUGAUCCUACGGAAUUAAAUGGCUUUGCAAAGGAGUGCAACGUUUUUAUUCCUGGCUUGGCCUUGCUUUGCGUUUGCUACAUCGGAAUGGGAGUGCAUUUCCGCAUUUGCGACUAAACCAAACUUCGAAGACGCAGAGGUAAAUUGUAAAGAAGGCAAGGAUGUAGUACAUGCAGAGUUAGACGAUCUUGAAUUCCAGUCGCAAUUUGAGGACCCAGAUAACUCCAACCAUUUAGCGGUCAAGUGCAGUGAAGAUGCAUUUGAAAUCACGCUCCCAGCUGGUCCAUUAAGUGGAGUCAGGAUUUUGGGUUCCAAGAAGACACUCCAUGUUCUAGAAGCCCCAGAAUCUUGUGGGUACUCGCUAAGACGAGGGAAAAAACUCAAUAAAUUGACUGUCCGCUUUUCGGGCUGUCUUGUCAGUUUUCAGGACGGGCAGCACAUUUUGAGGGUGUCCUAUGUGAAUGAGGCUGGCCUACUGGAUAUUUCAGAUGCGUCAUGUGCUGACUAUAGUCACCUGGUCCCUAGCGACGUUCAUCCUAAACCCCGUGUUCUGCAGGCUUCAAAGUUGUCACCCCCUCAUCCCUUCACUCAAAAUCGCACAAUUUCUCCAGUGGGAUGGGAGGGAAUUUCUGAGGGGACUUCCAAACACCACAACUUCGAUGACAUCUCUGAAGAAGUGACUUUCAGACACCACCACCUUGAUGGGCCUUCAGUAGAGGAGACCUUUAAACCCCACAACCUUGAUGACGAAGAGCAUGGUUAUAGAAAUGGCAAGGCUGUAGUGCAACUAGCUGAAGUCUCUGUCGUCCAGUCUGAAUUGGAGGCGGUGCCGGAGGUAACCAAUGUCUCCGUUACCAAUGCUGCCCCAGUCAGUUUAAUAGUUCUUUGCAGUGAGGAUGAAUUUAAAGUCACGCUGCCAGCCGGUCCAUUGAGUGGAGUCAAGAUUUUGGGAUCCAACAAUACACUUCCUGUUCUUGAGGCCCCAGAAUCCUGUGGGUACUCUCUAAGCCAAGAAGAGAACUACAACUCUUUAACUGUCCGCUUUUCAGGCUGCCUUGUCCGUCGUCAGGCUGGUCGACUCACGUUGAGGGUGUCUUAUGUCAAUGAGAGUGGCAUAGUCAAUGAAUCCAACAUCUCAUGUGCGUCUCGUCCCAAAUCGCCCGUGUCCUCUGCGGCACCCCUGGACCCCCCUGAUGUUCUUGAACCUCGUGCUCGGCCGGAAUCAAAGUUACAUAGUCCUUUUGCCAUCCCUCGCCCUCAAAAGCCCCUCUCAUCUUCUGGCUGCAGUAUUCCCCGUAGCCAGCAGGUACCUUGUGGCUACCGAUACAGUAGAAUCUCAUCAUCUCGGUGUUUGGCAAUGGGUUGCUGUGUGGAUUCAGCCACAUCCGCCUGCUUCUACCCAAUGGAUGAGUGCACGGCAGACAAACAUUUUGUCUUCAUCAUUCACCAUGACAUUGCCACUUUUCCCGUGGAUCCCGCCAACCUGGUGGUGGUUGGGAAGUCUAACUGUGGCCCAGUCAUUGUCAGCAACAAGUUUGCGGUCUUCAAGUUCUCUGUCACGCGCUGUGGAACUCACUCGUAUGAAAUUGGCGGGACAGUCAUCUACACAGCGGAGCUGCAGACUGCUGUCCGAACCCUUAACCUGAAGUAUGGCGUGAUCUCCAGAGACAACCUGCUCAGGGUCAUGGUUGAGUGCCGCUACCCCCGAGAAGAGCUGGGUUCCUGGCCGGCGGUAGUGCGUUUGGGAUACAUGGUGAAAAGCCCUAGUUUCAGCUCCCAUUCAAUGGUGAGAUCUCGGGGACUGUUUGGUGUCCAGCUCAGGAUUGCUCAAGACGGCAGUUACGACACCUACCUCGAACAGUACCAUCAGCCCCUGCAGGUCCUCCUUGGAAAACCUGUUUAUCUGGAAGUUCGCCUGAUGUCUCCGAGGCCAGAGGCCACACUUCUGGUCAACUACUGCCUGGCCUACCCCCGCUCUGCCACGAAGGCUCUGGUUCUCAUUCAUGAAGGGUGCCCCAACUCUCUGGAUCCCAAUAUCUCCAUCCUUAAAUUCCACAACCUACGGCAAAACCGCCACCGGCGCCGCUUCAUGGUCCAAGCAUUUCAGUUCAUGGAUCAGCGCAGCAACAAAUACCUGACUGAGGAGAUCUACUUCAUGUGUUCUACUGAAGUGUGUAUGCCCACCGAAAGGACCUGCAAACAGCGCUGCUUUGAUGGAAAGAUCUGAAUUGAAUCUUCUAAGGUGACUUCUUCAUGGGGAGAAGUCUGAUAUACUGGAAAUGUACAUGUACACUAUCCUGUUAUACUUUUCUAUUGUAAUGCAAGUUAGCUUUACUUUCUGUUUCAAAACGUAGUGUCCCUUUAGUAUUUGCAUUAAUGUUUUUAUGCUUAUUGAACUUCUGGCAGCUACCGCUUCAAUGUCAAACAAUGUGUUUCAUUGGAGGAAUCUAGAGAAUGUCUAGACUUGACCUGACAGGGUAGUCAAAAGCGCAGCGGUUUUGCCAGUUCGAACUAGGACCGUAUUAAAGGCUUUGUUCAUCCACAAUCUAUAUUAGGGUUAAGUUAUCAAAGUGUCUGAACGCUCAUGGUGACAGAAUCCCUGAUUUUCAAUGAUUUGUUUUUGACAACAGCCUGGAGUUGAUCAGAUUUAAUGAGGGGAAAAACUGGCAAUGUUAGCGAAGUUGCACCGCAAGCCACAACGUCCUCACACACUGUCAAGUGGGUACCUAUUCUUUUUCAACUAUAAAAGGUCACUGCCAUUACUACUGCAGUCCGUCUCACGGCCAGUACAGUAGUUCACAUACUUUAGUAGUCCCUAGCAAGCAUGUCUUUAGGAAAUGUGCUUUUAAUGACUUGAGACAGAACCAAACUAUGCGGUUAUACAUUCUGAACUGGCAACUGUUUUCCAAAUUCUGCAUCUCUAUCUCUGUAUUAAGCAAUGUAACAAAUGAGUGUGGCUGUAUUUACACCAUUUUUCAAUCAUUGGUCUCUUGACUGGUCUUUUGACCAAUCAAAGUAGCCCAGAAAAACCUGACCUAUCAACAUGUUUGGAUGAAAGACCAAUUACUGGAAACCAUUAUUUGUGCUGCCUCUGAAAUAAAGGCUUGUUUUCAGGCGGCACUCUGUUAGUCCAGAUGUAAAGUCUCAUGUAAUUUGUCAGUUGCUUGAUUAAAUUGUGGGUCUGUGUGUGUCUGAGAUUGGAACCAGACCGAAUUGCUCAACCCUCCCUCUUACCGGCAAGUCUAAUUAGAGUAGUCAACAAAGAUGUUUCCAAUUUUAGGUUGUCUAUGGUACAUUUAAUUUGUUUGGGGCUGUCUGUGGGUGGGGCAGUACUUGUAUGUUGGUGGGGCUCCUUAACAAGAUGGGGAUUGGGAAGGAAUGAUUUCUUGUUUUAAUGUUUUGUAUAUUUCGGGUCUGUUAUUUUUCUGUUCAGUUUAUAGCUCUAAAGAGCCACACCGUUGUUUAUUUCCUUGUGGAAUGCUUUGCCUGUGUGUUUAAUAAAACGUUUUGAAACAUGCUAA